UAAAUACAUCAACAUAAUACGCAAUCCGAUACACCGAACAAUCAUCAAGAUUUGUGUAAAACAUAUUCUACAGCAACUAUGCCUACUGAGGGAGUCAAGCUGCUGGAUAUGUGGGCGAGCCCAUUCGGAAUGAGGGUAAGAAUUGCUUUACUUGCGAAAGGUGUUGCUUAUGAAUCACAAGAGGAAGACUUGUUUGGAGGAAAGAGUGAUUUGUUACUGAGCUCAAAUCCGAUCUAUCAGAAGGUCCCCGUGCUUUUACACGAUGGAAAGCCCAUGGUUGAAUCUUCCAACAUUGUUUCCUACAUCGAUGAGGUCUGGCCUAAUCCACCGCUGAUGCCUGCUUGUGCUUAUGGCCGAGCUCGUGCAAGGUUCUGGACUCACUACAUUGACGAGAAGUUGUUCAGUGGAGGAAGGGAUAUUUGGCUAAGCAGCGGAGAAGCAGAUCAGUUGGAGGUUGCCAAAAAGGAGUUCAUAGAGAUACUUAAAGUACUCGAGGGCGCUUUAAGUGGUGAGGAUUACUUUGGAGGCGACUCUUUUGGUUAUGUUGACAUCAUGACUAUCGCGAUAGCCUCUUGGUUCCCUGCCGUUGAGAAAUAUGGAAAGUUCAAGGUUGAGGAUCACUGUCCCAAGAUAUCUGCCUGGAUCAAAAGAUGCAUGGAGGUUGAUUCUGUUGCUAAAGUUAUUCCUGAAGCCGAGAAGAUCUGUGGAUGUGUCGCGUAUAUCAGGAAGCUGAAUGGCUUUGCAGAAGAGUAAAGUAGCCAGCUACAUAGCAAAUCAGUGCUUGUUGCAUGAUUUGUCACUCUGUAUGAUCUGCUCAGACUGAUCUUUUCAUCAAGUAUGCUGAAAUAACAAAAUUCGAAUAAUCAUUUUCUUACAUACCAUCCUUUGGAGAGAGUUCAUUGGGAGGAUAUAGAAAAUUAAGGGACAUAUGUAAUCAGGUUUUGAUGUAAUGCAAUACAUUUGAUCUAA
Messenger RNA from Daucus carota subsp. sativus, 969 nucleotides. RefSeq names its product glutathione S-transferase U20. NCBI's taxonomy places the organism in Eukaryota, Viridiplantae, Streptophyta, Magnoliopsida, Apiales, Apiaceae. Gene Ontology annotation, cellular component: cytoplasm. The record is from RefSeq and is a predicted model, not a curated record. The transcript is spliced from 2 exons. Gene Ontology annotation, biological process: glutathione metabolic process. Gene Ontology annotation, molecular function: glutathione transferase activity. Bases 79 to 753 code for a protein of 224 amino acids.